This is a messenger RNA of Penicillium atrosanguineum, 870 nucleotides long. RefSeq names its product complex I 30 kDa subunit family protein. Lineage: Eukaryota; Fungi; Ascomycota; Eurotiomycetes; Eurotiales; Aspergillaceae. Gene Ontology annotation, molecular function: NADH dehydrogenase (ubiquinone) activity. The transcript is spliced from 3 exons. The record is from RefSeq and is a predicted model, not a curated record. The coding region runs from base 1 to 870 and encodes 289 amino acids.
AUGGCAUCCGCUCGCUCUCUGAUGCGCUUGGGCUCUGGACACCCCGUAGCUUCGGCUGCGAAGUCUAUGGCCCCUCGCGCCUUUUCCUCGUCUGCCCUGCAGUUCGCUGCGAAGGCCUCUACACACCCGGCCGGAGAGCCGGAAAACAUGCGCCAGGCGCAACGGCCUCCUUCCGGACCCCUCCGUGCCCCCGUCAUCAACCCGGUCGACAAGUACGCCGACAAGGCCGACAGCCUGCACACCUAUGGACAGUACAUUAUGUCCUGUCUGCCCAAAUAUGUCCAGCAGUUCACAGUCUGGAAGGAUGAGCUCACCGUCUACACUGCCCCCGCCGGUGUCGUUCCCCUCAUGAGCUUCCUCAAGUACCACACCGCGGCCGAGUUCACCCAGGUCUCCGAUAUCACUGCUGUUGACUUCCCCACCCGUGACCAGCGUUUCGAGGUCGUGUACAACCUUCUCAGUGUCCGCUACAACUCUCGCAUUCGCGUCAAGACCUACGCCGACGAGGCCACCCCGGUUCCCAGUGUGACUGGUCUGUUCGAGGGUGCAUUGUGGUACGAGCGUGAGGUCUACGAUAUGUUCGGUGUUUUCUUCUCCGGCCACCCCGAUCUGCGCCGAAUCAUGACCGACUACGGCUUCGACGGCCACCCGCUCCGCAAGGACUUCCCCUUGACCGGUUACACCGAGCUGCGUUAUGAUGAGGAGAAGAAGCGCAUUGUUAUUGAGCCCCUUGAGCUUACCCAAGCUUUCCGCAACUUCGAGAGCGGUUCUACGUCAUGGGAGCCUGUUGGUCCUGGCACGAACCGUACACCCGACUCGUUCAAGUUCCCUACUCCCAAGCCGGAGCCCAAGGAGGAGGAAAAGAAAUAG